CAGAUGCUGUUGCAAUGAAGAAUCUUAGAGUAGGAUGUACUUCAAAACAGUAUAUUUUUUAUCAAUUGCUAUACAAAUUAAAGCCUUUCUGCAGGAUUCUGGAGUGCGUCAGCUUCAGCCAUGGAUUUACUCUAUAUUUCCCAUUUCGGAAGACAUUUAUGUAAAUUGGAACUUUUCAACACAUUUAAAUCUUCACUGCUUUGACAACGAAUUGCAAUACAAGGACAAACAUGACCCACAAUGGCAGAAAAUGUUUACCACGGGAAAAUUAACUGCCCAGAUCCUCAAAACAGACUUUGAACAGUGCUAUUUUUUCAGAGUAAGAACAAAAUUCAAUAGCAAUUGUGCAGAACCUGGCAAGUGGAGUGACUGGAGCUCAAUAGUCAAGUUGCAAAAUGGUUCAAUUAUAGAAUCAUGUAUAGAAAAAGAGAAUCCAUCAAUGAAGAAUUUGCAAGAAUUAUUAUUUUUACCAGUUGUGCCCAUUAUUGCUCUACUUAUUUAUUCAAUAUACAAAAUAAAAUGCAUACGAUUGUCUGUUUUGCCAAAAAUUCCACAUCCAAGGAACGAUUUCCUUCAAGGUAUCCAUGAGUUGCACAAGGAAAUCUUUAGCUUUAAUGAGCAGUGUGAAAACUAUAAGAUAGCAGAUUUUGAAGAUAUAUAUAUUAUUGAAGAGGAAGAAGAAGACAACAAAGAAGAUUCCAACAACCCUGUGAACAGCAUAACAACUAUGCAAUUGUAUGAACAAUCAGCAUUGCUACCAGCAAAUACCAGCCUAAUCAACCAUGAAGAACAUGCAAACUUUACAAUGAAUGAAGCAAUGUAUGUGACUUGGUAAAUUGCUGCAGCACAUAAAGCUGCAAAUAAGAAAUACCAGUGUAAUUAGAUAAUUAAGUAUAUUCCACUACUCUUCUGUUGUGCAAACAUUCUUUAAGAGUGG
Messenger RNA from Polypterus senegalus (gray bichir), 937 nucleotides. Its product is annotated as cytokine receptor common subunit gamma-like. Gene Ontology annotation, biological process: cytokine-mediated signaling pathway. Gene Ontology annotation, cellular component: external side of plasma membrane. Gene Ontology annotation, molecular function: protein binding; cytokine receptor activity. The record is from RefSeq and is a predicted model, not a curated record. The transcript has 6 exons. Lineage: Eukaryota; Metazoa; Chordata; Cladistia; Polypteriformes; Polypteridae. Bases 35 to 835 code for a protein of 266 amino acids.